Molecule: messenger RNA, 6036 nt
Organism: Electrophorus electricus (electric eel)
Lineage: Eukaryota; Metazoa; Chordata; Actinopteri; Gymnotiformes; Gymnotidae
Source: RefSeq, a predicted model, not a curated record
CCUCCCCUGCUGUAAACGAGCUCAACAUGGUUUUAUUUUUUGACCUAUUUUGUGUUUCUUCUUCAGUGCUCGAUGUAUAAAGCUUGCCGGUAAAACUAGCUAGCUAGUUAAGGGGAACACUGGAAACUGUUGCCCCAUUUCCCGUGCUAUCUCGGGGAUUGGGCCUCGGUGAACUCCGACUAACAUGUCCAGCCAACUGGAAUGCCCGUCUGUGUAAGGGUGAAAAAAACAAUGGAUUCGACGUUCUCUACCAUAACAUGAAGCAUGGCCAGAUAUCCAGCAAGGAACUUGCAGAUUUCAUUAGAGAAAGGGUUACCAUUGAGGAGACAUACUCCAGAUCAAUGACCAAACUGGCCAAGACUGCCAGCAAUUUCUCACAGUUAGGCACGUUUGCACCGCUAUGGGACGUGUUUAGGCUGUCAACAGAAAAGCUGGCUUCUUGUCACAUGGAUCUGGUGCGUAAGCUGCAGGAGCUGAUCAGGGAGGUUCAGAAGUACAUGGACGAACAGGCCAAGGCGCACAAGAAGACUAAAGAGGAGGUGUCGUCCACACUGGAAGCGGUGCAGAACAUACAGAGCAUGUCACAGGUGCUACAGAAGAGCAAAGAAAGCUACAACAAUAAGAGCCUGGAACUGGAACGGAUGCGUAAAGAUGGUGCCACCCAGCGAGACCUGGAUAAGGUUGGAGUGAAGGUGAAGAAAGCCACAGAGACAUACAAGUCCUAUGUCGAGAAAUACAGCAGCAGCAAGACUGAAUUUGAACAGAAAAUGUCAGAGACAGCACAGAAAUUCCAGGACAUUGAGGAAAGCCAUGUCUUGCAUAUGAAGGAGAUCAUCCAAUCCUACGCUUACUCAAUCGAGGAGACGCACAAACAGAUUGGAGAGGUGCAUAAAGAGUUUGUGAAUGACAUGGAGAACACCUCUGUGGAAAGUUUAAUACAGAAACUGGCUGAGAGCAAAGGAACUGGCAAAGAGAGGCCAGGGCCCAUUGAAUUUGAGGAAUGUAAUGUCUCCAUUGCCAGUGAAGUUGCCAAACCUAGGAAGAGGAAGCCAUUUACCAUUCCAGGGCGGCGAAAAGACAAGGAUACAGAUUCUACUGAGUCUACAGAACCUGAAGCUGCUAACACUGCCAAUGGAGCACCGCCAGACUUCUAUGGAGCCAUAGAUGUCCAAAAUGCAAACGUGCCUCAGGUAGAUGAAGAGGGGUUCUGCAUUCGACCAGAAGUCAGUGAAAACGAUGCCAAAGACAACUCCUUCUACUCAUCCAGCGAUUCCGAGGAAGAGGACGACCGCAGGAAAUUCCACGUGGAGAUCAAACCGGUGCAGCCCAACAACGGCACGCACCAGCACAAAGCCACCAUCGACGAGCUGAAGGCUUCCAUCGGCAACAUCACCCUCUCUCCCUCCACCAUGGUCCACAUGAGGAGGAACCAGUCCAGUGAUGAGCUAGGAAGGCCCAGGAUACAACAACUCUCAUACAAUGAUAAACUGGCUAAUAAUGACCUGCUCUCAUUGGAUCCAUUUGGUCCCAGCGUCAGUGGCUCCACCUCCUCGGUAUCAUCAUCUGCAGACCUGGCCUCUCUCUUCCUUUCACCAUUCUGUCCAUCUCUCUCUCUCCAGUUGAAUGAUACGGUCCCUGAGGAUGCAGCGGAAGUGGUAUUACAACGGGAGCCCUCAUCCCUACUGGCCAACCAGCUCGAGGCAAAUGAGGCUCUUGCUGCCCCUUUACCUUCCGAAGAACUGCCUAUUCCUUUGCCUCCUCUGUCACCAAGCCCACCUCCAGUCCCCACUGUGCCCUCUCCUACUUUUAAAUGGGGAGUCCUAGAUGACCCUUUUGUCCACUUGGCACAUGACCCACCCAGAGCAAUGAGCGUCCCUCCCGGCCUUCGGGCAAGCCUGAAGAAUGGUUGGUCCAGCAAGCCCCCACUCAGCGCUCCAGUCACCCGGCACGAGCCACUGCCUUCCUGGUCUCAAGGCCGAUGGGUAGCUUUUAGCGAUGACUUUGCAAAUACCCAUGGACCAUCUCGCCUCCCGCUGAGGCCUUAUUCGGUGCCCAUGCCCCAGCACCCCAAACUCCUGUCCAGCCAAGCCACAGAUCACUUUACUACUAUGGUACCUAAAGAGGAGAGCACCCCCCAUUGGCUGGAGGACCACACCAUGCCUCUGCCAGCUGGCCACUUGCAGGAUGUCCCACCCCCUAACAGACCGACGACACCCCUUGGGACAGGAGCUUUAGCUCCACCUCCUCGACCAUCAUCACGGCCCAAACUGCCUGCCGGCAAACUGACUGGCAUCAGCGAGGGCCGACCCUUUAGUCCUCCUAAGGUGACUGGCUCCAGUCCUACCCUAGCUGCUCCUCUGGCACGUGCAGAGAGCUCCUCUUCCCUCAGCUCCAGCACCUCCAUCAGUGCCAGCAACACACCCACCGUUGAGGAUGAUGGGUUUGUGGGGAAACUGCCCACCUUUGAGAAGAGGUGUGAGACUCCAGCAGGCACAUCCCGAGGGCCUAGUCCAGUGACGUUAGCAUCACAGGAUUCUCUGCCCAUAGCUGUAGCGUUCACCGAGACAGUGAAUGCCUACUUCAAAGGGGCUGAUCCCAGCAAGUGUAUAGUGAAGAUUACAGGAGACAUGACACUGUCCUUCCCAAGUGGCAUCAUCAAGAUCUUCACAUCCAGUCCCUCACCAGCAGUGCUCAGCUUCCGCCUGCGAAACACCAGCAAACUGGAGCAAAUCCUACCCAACCAGCAACUACUACACAGUGACUCCUCUCAGAGCGACACUAACACUCGGGAUUUCUGGCUCAACAUGUCUGCCCUGACCAUGUUCCUGAGGAAGAGCUCGGAGCAGAACCCUACCUCCUCUUACUACAAUGUGGACAUCCUCAAGUAUCAGGUAUGUUCAAAUGGGAUUCAUUCGACGCCGUUGAACCUUGCCGUGUACUGGAAGUGCGAGCCAAGCACCACAGACGUGCGCGUGGACUACCGCUACAACCCAGAGGCCAUGCAGCCGCCUGGGCCGCUGAGCAGCGUGCAGGUCCUGGUGCCAGUCAGUGGAGGUGUCACCAGCAUGCAAUCGCUCCCCAGCGCCAUCUGGAAUGCAGAACAGAGUAAGUCUUUGUGGAAGCUGAACAACAUCACCGAAAAGUUGGAAAAUGAAGGAUCCGGCUCUCUGAGGGCAAAGUUUGAGCUAUCAGAUGGGCCUUCGAUCCCAGCCACACUUGCGGUUCAGUUCUUCACCGAGGGCAGCACUCUCUCCGGAGUGGACAUGGAUCUGGUUGGCUCCGGCUACAGACUCUCACUAAAUAAGAAGAGAUUUGCCACCGGGCGCUAUAUGGCCGACUGCUAAGAUGUCACACUAGAGCCACAUCUGCUCUGGCGGUUUGAAAUUUGAAGGGUUUUUCCUUCUCGUUGUUUUAUUCCAUCUUUCCCGUUUGCGGAUGGGCUCAUUGGGGACGGAGCAAAAUGACUGCCAGCAUAAAGGCUCUUCUUAGGCCUUUAAUGCUUCUCAACAUUCUGAACUAUAUUUCUAUCCAGUCAAAUGCCCCUUCCUGGGGAUGAGAGAUUUUUUUACUACAGUUAUGUAGCACUGAGUAUCAAACACUGUCUAAAAUGAUUAGUAAUAAAACCCCAAAAAACAGAUGGAAUGUCACAAUAUUGAUGAAUGAAAAGAAGUAAUCAUUAAUCUUUGAUACUUUUUUGAUCUAUUCAGACUUUUAUAAAGUCAGAACGGUAGUGCUUGUUGUGUAUAGUUAAUUUGUAAUAUGAAUUAUAUAGAAACGUACAGCAUAUGUAAAACAAAAGAAAAAGAAUACCUGCACUAACAAUCUUCCUGGCCAUCUGUAUAGGCAUUAGUCUGUUCAUUGCAUAUCCAAGUCAGUCACAGUGAACAAAAAAAAAAAAAAAAAAAUCCCCAAAAAAAACCAAAUGAGAAAAAGCAGAGACAAGCCAGUAAAAUGCCUCCACAGUACAUUCAGGAACAAGAAUGUUUGUGUUUUGUUCAAACACCCCACAGGUUAUUUUCUUGCAUCAGUGGCCAGUUUUCCCAGAGUUAUCCAGUCUUCUGUCUUUGAAGUGCUUCCUUGGAAUUCUUAGAAUUUGUAGGUAGUCAUAGGAUUCAGCCUCACGCAUGCAUCACAUUUUAAAGUACAGUUGGUUAACUUUUGGAAAAACUGACCCUUGGACAUUACACAUACAGUGGCAAGAGUUUGAUCAUUUUAUGUCUCUCAUAAUAGGUGUAUUUUGUGUAUUGGACACCAUAACUGUGCAAUGAAGGUAUAAGCUAUCAGAUGCAUUGUGUAUAUUGUUUUAUGUUUGUUUUAGUGCCAUUUUCAUGUCACUGUCAAGAAUUUGGCUUAGUUCUGUGACAUUGCUCAACAAAAAACAAACAAACAAAACAAAAAAAAACACUGACCUCAGUGCCUCUCUUUCUAUUAACAAACUUGAAAAUGUUUCUUUCCCUACAAACAUUUGCAGGUGUAAGCAAAAGCACACCUUUUCUCAUUCUGUUCCAAUUCCUGAACUGCUAUUUCUGUUUUAUACUGUUUUAUGGCAAUAUUGAAGGGAACUUACUGCCACAUUGAGUUUGAAAUUGCAGAAGUUAAAUGUAGGCCUUUGUCUCUGAAGUCAUCACCAUAAAUAUAGUGUGUUUUGUCUGUGUAGUCCAUUUCACAGAAAUGGCUCUAUGGAAAUCAGUACCUCAAAAUACUUUUGCCAGUCUGCUAUCAGUGUUGGCAAAUUUCUUUUCCAAACUUAAAAAUUAUUCACUUGGGAGGGACAAUCCAAAAUAAGCAGAGCAUGGUAGAUGUAUCUAUUCUAAGAUCAGAUAACUCCAAUAUCACCAUAUUGAUUUGACUUUUUAAAAAAUAUAUAUUUGCACCAAAUACAUCUUAUUUCAAAAAUGAUUUUCCAAAAAGUGCCCUCAGAAUACAGAAUCAAGACUAUUCAUACAGCCAAAAAUGUCUUUAAUUGAAAGAUGUUUUGGGUAAAUGUGAAUAAUUCCACUUGCCCUUAUUCAUGAAAUGUCUGGACCUGCCACCUAAUAAGUAGCUUUCAAGAGUAUUUGCCAAAUGUUAUACAAACGAAUGGGAAACUAAAGACAAAUCAAGAGCACGUCGUCAACCCUGCACUUUCAACUUUUUGGGUACAGUUAGCCAAAUUCUAUGUAUUUUUUAAAAUUUACCUUAGUGAAUAUUGUACCACAACAAUGAAUCAGUUUAAGAUCACUAGCAAGGUGACACCCCUUGCCCUUGGUUCAGGCUUGCACUGUGAGUUAAUGGUAAACAGGUCCAAAGCGCUUUAAAUGGGCUCUGUGUAGUGUUGGUCUGAAAACCAACUAUUUCCUGUAAAAGUGCCCUGUGCCUUAUCUUAGCAGGUCAGUUCUCUUAAGGGCUACCCUAACCACUGAGUGGGGAGGCACCAUACAUAUAUUAAAAAAAUACACAGGCAUGUUUUGAUAUCCGCUAAAAAAACAGGAAAAAAAAGUGAAUCUUUUCUGGGAUUUUUUUGUUGAUUUUAAUAGCAAUGUAAUUUUUCAUAUUUUUGUGAAGUAACUAGGCAGAUGUUGGGAUGUGAAUCUCUACUAUUGUAAUGAAUUUUUUUGAUGUACAAACUAUGAUUUUAAUGAAUUUGCUUUUAGUUUAUCUUGGGUAUUUAGUGUAGAGGCAGACAUUAACCAGUAGACAGGGCCAAAAUCAGUAGCAUUAAUGAACAUUGCAACACUCACUUUCUCUGUCUAAAAGCAGCACUACAUAAAUAUAUGCAUUUGUGUAUUUUAGCGAGCUGGUUCUUGCUGCCUCUACAACCAUCACAUAAAUGUUCAAAGGAACUUCUCAAAUCUCGUCUUGCUUUUCUUUUACCUUUUCUCAUUUCUUUUUAUGCUCAUGUUCAAUGCUGUUAACAAAUCUUUGGAAAUUAUUUUUUCUCAUCUUAAAAUGUACAUUUUUACAAAUUUAUCACUUGGCAUUCUCUUCAUGAUUUCAGUGUGUCUGUAAUAAAUGUGUAAUAUAUAAAUCCAUACAAAUAUAAGAAUUACUACAGAA